Molecule: messenger RNA, 1524 nt
Organism: Indicator indicator
Lineage: Eukaryota; Metazoa; Chordata; Aves; Piciformes; Indicatoridae
Gene: PIGW
Product: phosphatidylinositol glycan anchor biosynthesis class W
Exons: 1
Coding region: 1-1524 (507 amino acids)
Biological process (GO): GPI anchor biosynthetic process; protein localization to plasma membrane
Cellular component (GO): endoplasmic reticulum; membrane
Molecular function (GO): glucosaminyl-phosphatidylinositol O-acyltransferase activity
Source: RefSeq, a predicted model, not a curated record
AUGUCACAAAAACACCUGAAAGAAGCCUUUAUCAGCAACUUAAACGGAACUAGUUUGCUGGAGAUCUCAGCAGGCCUGGCUUUGGCUCCACUCUGCCUGCUGUGCAGAGGGCUUCUCUUGAUUUUGUAUUACCUGCACUAUGGGAAACAUCUACAUUCCAGGAAAUACAGCCUGCUGCUUGACUUCCUUGUGCUGGUAUCCCCCCUCCUGUUCUGCUGUACAGUCCUGUCUCAAAUCAUCUUUUUCAUGCCAGCUAUCAUUGCAACCUUCUGUGCUGGAAUAUUUUGUGUGAUAUACAGCCAGAAGAAACAUGAGAUCCAAGUGCCUUUUAGGCAAAUUGUGAAAGACUUCCAGAAGACACCUUUGGAUCCAGAAUACAUUCCAGCAAUAACUGUGUUCCGUGUUUAUGUCAAUGUGUUGACAUCCAUCAGCAUUUUAGCAGUGGAUUUCCCACAGUAUCCAAGGAGAUAUGCCAAAGCUGAGACCUAUGGAACUGGAGUUAUGGAUCUGGGGGUUGGAGCUUUUAUUUUUGGCAAUGCUCUUGUUUGUCCUGAAGUUAGAAACAAGUCCUACAUAAGACAACCAAAAUUUUCCAGUCUGGCCAAGCAGGUCUUCUCCAUUUGGCCAUUGAUUUUUCUUGGCAUUGGACGGCUUCUUAGUGUUAAAUCUCUAGAGUAUCAUGAGCAUACUUCAGAGUAUGGAGUGCACUGGAAUUUUUUCUUUACUUUGGCAUUUGUGAGGCUUGCAGCAUCUCUACUUUUAGCCAUAUUUCCAAAAACUAAAUCUUGGAUCAUUGCUAUAAAUCUUGCUGUACUUUAUCAGCUUAUUCUUAACACUACCUCUCUGAAGAUGUUUAUCCUGCAUGGGAGCAAUGGCAGAGACACCAGGGUUGGCUUUUUGAAUGCCAACAGGGAAGGGCUGCUCUCCCUUUUUGGCUAUCUAGCCAUCUACAUGGCGAGUGUCCAAGUGGGACACUCUCUGCUGAAGUGCAGACCCUCAGUCAGAAGCUGGACUGAAGCAGUGUGUUUCUCACUGCUGAUUAUCUGCCUGCUCUUCAUGUUUCUCUGUGUCUCUCAAGCAUAUGCAGACCCCGUGUCCCGCCGGAUGGCUAACCUGUCCUACUGCAUCUGGGUGGUUGCUCAUUGCCUGACUUUAUUUGUCUGUUUUGUAGUGACUGACCUCACCCUGGUGUUCACAAAGCUGCUUGUGAAGGGCGCCAGUGUGCCCUGUUGCUGGGACAUUGGAAACACACACCACCACACCAGUAGAAGGCAUGAAAUGGAGGCUGUGCCUGGGUGGAGGGAAGGCAAGCUGUCACACACUUGCCUGAUUAGUGUUAUUAAUAAAAAUCAAUUACUGUUUUUCUUGCUAGCAAAUGUUAUGACUGGUGCCAUCAAUAUCCUGGUAGAUACAGUCUGCAGCAAGGCAGCAUUUACAUUAUGCAUACUGCACUUCUAUAUGUUUUUCAUCUGUUUAAUUAUGCAUGUAUUGCACACCAAAAACAUAGUAUUAAAGUUUUGGUGA